This is a messenger RNA of Xylaria bambusicola, 1310 nucleotides long. RefSeq names its product cytochrome b-c1 complex subunit 7. Gene Ontology annotation, biological process: mitochondrial electron transport, ubiquinol to cytochrome c. The transcript is spliced from 5 exons. NCBI's taxonomy places the organism in Eukaryota, Fungi, Ascomycota, Sordariomycetes, Xylariales, Xylariaceae. The record is from RefSeq and is a predicted model, not a curated record. The coding region runs from base 454 to 828 and encodes 124 amino acids.
AUGCUCAAAAUCCCCGCGCUGGCUGAGUAGACAGGGCGGCAGCAGAUGGGACUGCGAGAACAGUCGACGCCUUUUAGGUCACUCUACAUAGUCCACGAGGCCAAUUCGUCUAUAGCAAGAUUCCAACGUUUAUAUACACAAUUACAGUGAAGCAUCACUUUCAAGAUUAUAAAGCACGCGAGAGGAUUGCGUUAAUGUCGUGAUAUUCAGGUGGGGAUUCAGUUCGAUUCGAAAGAUGAUAACGGACAUGCAUGCAUCCAAAAAUACAUGAGUACCUACUUGCAUUUCUCACGGUAUCUACUAGUCCAAAUUGGGAUGGCGUCCCUUCAAGCUCGGAAUAAAAAGCGCAAGGAGCGAUUUUGACCUCUACAGUUGGCGGCCAAAGCUCCAUCGACAUUCGAUCCCUCCUCCAUCGCCUCUGCAAACCGCCGACACCACAUCAAACCGCCCACCAUGUCGUACCCGAGUCUCGCCCCCUUUGUCAUGAAGCGCCCAUGGCUGCGCAACCUCCUCACGCCUCUUGCCGGCUGGUACAGCAAUGCCGCCGGCUACCGUCAGCUCGGUCUUCGAGCUGAUGACUUGAUCGUCGAGGAGAACGAAGACGUCAUUCUAGCUCUAAAGCGCCUCCCUCCCCAAGAGGCCUACGACCGUGUCUACCGUCUCCGCCGCGCCAUCCAGUGCAGCGUCACCCACAAGCUGCUACCUAAGGACCAAUGGACGAAGCCCGAGGAAGACGUUCCUUACCUAUCUCCCAUCCUAGAGCAGAUUCGGGCUUCCCACGCGGAGAAGGAGGCACUAGACUCAUUAACCGUCAUCAAGGGUCACUAAACCAAGUCAAGAAGGCGUUGCAAAUGAGAAACGCGACCAUCUCGGGCGAACGGAGGAAGUAAGGAUUGCUUCAGCCGAACUUGUACAAACAGUUACAACCCUGCAAUAGAACAAGGCAAAUAGAAGGAGGUCCCCCUAUUCAACCAUCUCCAAGGCUCUAGCAGGCCAAUGGUCGAAUUUCGUGUAUGGUAUACGGAGGGUCAGCUGUAACGACCAUUGAUUCACAACUUCUAUGGUAGUUCCUGUGAAUUCCUUAAAUUCCAAAUGUGUGAGAAGCGUUCCCUCUCAGAUCACGACUACGCCCGCGGCCCAUACAUGCAUAUAACGCUAUUUCAUGUGGCAAAACAACCUCGCAAGGUUCGAAGUCAGCCCACCUCGCUGCUCAUACAACCCCGCACCUACACUCACCAUCCUUACUGCUAUAUAAGAUAGCCGCCAGAGCGUAAAGAAAGUGAGAAAAGUGAUAACUAUAGCCAAGCUUC